CGCAAUAUAUCUCGGUCACCCAAAUUUUUUUCCAUCCUGCUCCCACCUGAGAAUUCUCUCUUCCAACCCACCAAACUUCAAAGAAGAACAUCACGAGCAAACAUCCCAUUAUUUUCUAGAUUCGGGCGCUCUCAGUGAUAAUACUGGGAGAUUUUGAGUCUAUUUCGUUUCGACCUAAUUCUAUUCCGUCGGGACGCUGCAGAACUUCUCUGAUCGAGACGUCUGCCGAUUUUUUUCUCUCUGCCCCACCAUCAACUUCAUCGAGUAUUUCUAGAUCUCAAGCAGGGCUUGUGAUCUGGAAAUUUUUGCGACACUUCACUCGCAAUCAUGGCUACUGAUAAGGGACUCGAAGAUGUCCCCGAGGGACAGAUCGAGUCCAACUAUGACGAGACCGUUGACUCCUUCGAUGACAUGAACCUGAAGUCCGAGUUGCUUCGAGGUAUCUAUGCCUAUGGCUUCGAGCGCCCCUCUGCUAUUCAGCAGCGCGCUAUCAUGCCCGUCAUCAAGGGUCAUGAUGUUAUUGCCCAAGCCCAGUCCGGUACCGGCAAGACGGCUACUUUCUCCAUCUCUGUUCUGCAGAAGAUCGAUCCCAACAUCAAGCAGUGCCAGGCUCUCAUUCUUGCCCCGACUCGUGAGCUGGCUCAGCAGAUCCAGAAGGUCGUCGUCGCCAUUGGCGACUUCAUGAAGGUCGAGUGCCACGCCUGCAUUGGUGGAACCAGUGUUCGCGAUGAUAUGAAGGCCCUUCAGGAUGGUCCCCAAGUCGUUGUCGGAACACCUGGUCGUGUUCAGGACAUGAUCCAGCGUCGCUUCCUGAAGACCGACUCCAUGAAGAUGUUCGUUCUCGACGAGGCCGACGAGAUGCUUUCUCGUGGUUUCACUGAGCAAAUCUACGACAUCUUCCAGCUUCUGCCUCAGUCCACUCAGGUCGUCCUCCUCUCGGCCACCAUGCCCCAGGACGUCCUCGAGGUCACCACCAAGUUCAUGCGUGACCCUGUCCGCAUCCUGGUCAAGAAGGACGAGCUUACCCUCGAGGGUAUCAAGCAGUUCUACAUCGCUGUUGAGAAGGAAGAGUGGAAGCUUGAUACGCUUUCCGACCUGUACGAGACGGUCACCAUCACCCAGGCCGUCAUCUUCUGCAACACCCGCCGGAAGGUUGACUGGCUGACCGACAAGCUGACUGCUCGUGACUUCACCGUCUCCGCCAUGCACGGCGAUAUGGACCAGGCCCAGCGUGACCUGAUUAUGAAGGAAUUCCGAUCGGGCUCCUCGCGCGUCCUCAUUGCCACUGACCUUCUGGCCCGCGGCAUCGAUGUCCAGCAGGUUUCCCUGGUUAUCAACUACGAUCUCCCUGCCAACCGUGAGAACUACAUCCACCGCAUUGGUCGUGGUGGUCGUUUCGGCCGCAAGGGCGUUGCCAUCAACUUCGUCACGGCCGAGGAUGUGCGCAUGAUGCGUGAGAUCGAGCAGUUCUACAGCACCCAGAUCGAGGAAAUGCCCAUGAACGUGGCCGAUCUGAUCUAGGUUGAUCUGAUCUGAACACCUCGGGCUUCACUUUCCUACCCUUCUAUUCAUCUGCAUACCUGCUACUCGCCGCGUUCCGCAUUCGAUUGAUUCUUGGGGGAGGGGCAUCAGUUGCUUUAUCCGAUAGAAGGAGAAGAGCCGGCAGGCCUGAAAUAGGUAGAUGGUCUUGCAUGUUGAAGCUUUGGACUUCCCUCAGAAAAAGUGCUGGGAACUGGACAGGUGUUUUGCGGCUCCGGCAUCUUAAUUCUAUUGGAUGGUGCCCGGUGCCAACAAAAGAUAAAAGGCAGGGUUUGCGGCUGCUUUAUUUCCUUAAUCGUCAUCUGUAACUAGUGCUCGAGGAAGUUUUUUCCUAGAAAAUGCCAACUUAGAUUGACCAAA
Molecule: messenger RNA, 1899 nt
Organism: Phialemonium atrogriseum
Lineage: Eukaryota; Fungi; Ascomycota; Sordariomycetes; Cephalothecales; Cephalothecaceae
Product: P-loop containing nucleoside triphosphate hydrolase protein
Exons: 5
Coding region: 328-1521 (397 amino acids)
Molecular function (GO): RNA binding; RNA helicase activity; ATP binding
Source: RefSeq, a predicted model, not a curated record